Molecule: messenger RNA, 1443 nt
Organism: Symbiodinium natans
Lineage: Eukaryota; Dinophyceae; Suessiales; Symbiodiniaceae
Source: the annotation of a GenBank genome assembly
AUGCAAGGCUCGAGACAAUGUCUGGACUUCGUCGUGGCUUGGCCUCCGUGCUGGGUGACCAAAGCAUUCGCCACAGUCUGGAGAACCUCGGAGCCGAGUUGCCACCGUUGGAGACUCGCUCGGUGCCUAGAUCACCUCCCCCCCAACAAACUCGACAACAAGGCUACACCUCGAACGAAGGCAGCGGAGUCCCAUGUGCGAAAAAGGAGACGUUUUACAAGUGCCUGGCGCUGGGCGAAGGCUUGCAGGCCAAGCUCCUGGCGGCAGAGGCGCGACCGAAGGUUUCUGGCGCGAUGCCAGCCAGUUUUGAACAGCGGACGCGAUGGAAGGAGAGGCCAAAGCGCGUUCCUGUGUUCCAUACUGCAGGGGCUUCCUGCUGUAGCCCUUCGAAUAUGGGAGUUGUUCCCUCCCGAGACCGGGAGCAGAGGUGUUAACACAGCGGAGACCACGGAUUCGGGAGAUACGCUGAUGCACGUUGUCUGCAGAGCCAAGAAGUUCGACAGUCUUUACUCAGAGCUGGCAUCAAAGAUCCUCUGCGCAUGCAGAAGUACGCCAAUCAUUUGCCAGAAGAAUCUGGCAGGCCAGACAUUCCUGCACGUUGCAGCAGGGCGUCUGAAUUGCAGAGUACUGGCGCAAUGCCUGGGGACUGUCCCAGAGUUGGCAAACUGGGCUGUCAAGCCUGAUUCUUCGGGCCAGACACUGCUGACCAUGCUUGCACAGCAUCUUCGAUGUUUGGGCGAAGCGCCAGCUCCAGAUGCUCCAGUGACAUCUCGUGAUGAAGUUCAAGGAGCUCAACCAGCAUCCAAACCCGCAAGUGGUGCAGAGGUGACGCUGGAGGUUGAGGAUGAAGUCUCCGGCAAGCCCGUAUGUGUCCACUGCAAGGCUUCCAUCUUCGAGGGCACUGCCUGGGCUUCUGUGCGAGUUGGUCGCAUCAAGGUGGACUCUGCUUGCUGCAGAAGCGCUUCUGCGGUAAGAGCUGCGGUGUCGUUUCUGGAUGGGGAGCCACUAUCGAUUACAGAUGGUCGAGCUCUUUGGCAACUAUUGAGUUUGACCGUCCAGUAUCGGCUGCCCAGUGAGCUGAGACUUGCUUCGAUUUCUGCUCUGCUGAGGAGCCUGGAGGAUCCAAUCAACGCGCCUGUUCUGCCGAUGCUCAUCCGUGGCGGACAAGCAGCGGGCCUUACCUUAGAGCAGCGCCGAUACGUGUUGUACAAGACGCUGACCAUGCCUGAUGCCCUGCUGUCAGCAGGACAUUCCGAUGAUGGCAUUCAGAGGCAGGCGAAGGUCCUGCAGGCUGUGCUCUCUGAGAUGGAGCAUCAGAUCGUGUACAAGAAGCAUGCCAGGUCCCAGAGCAACCGUGAUGAAGGUGCCACAGCGAGCACCAGGUGCGCACCCAGAGCCUUUGACAUUCCGCUCAAUGGCCCGGAGAUGAGGGAGCGUGGAUGA